AUGAACAUGGACAGAGAAGGCUUCGAGAAGAUAAGCCUGGCAAACCUCGGUGUGACUGAAGAAGCCAGUUUGAGACUCAGCUUAGCCCAAGCAAGCUACUGGACCCUGCUGCGCUCAGCGAACCUUGGCACGAUGGUGUUCACAUUUUGGAAGGUCUUUCUGAUCCUAAACUGCCUUGCAGGUCCAGGUCGUGGAGUGCAAGUGACCAUCCCAGAUGGUUUUGUGAAUGUGACUGUUGGAUCUGAUGUCACUCUCAUCUGCAUCUACACCACCACUGUGGUCUCACUGGACAAGCUUUCCAUCCAGUGGACAUUCUUCCAUAAGGAGUCACAGCCAGUUUCUAUUUACUAUUUUGGAGGUGGACAAGCUACAGCCAUCGGGAAAUUUAAAGAUCGCAUUGUAGGGUCCGAUGCUCCAGGUAACGCAUCCAUCACUAUUUCGCAUAUGCAACUAGCAGAUAGUGGCAUCUACGUCUGCGAUGUUAACAACCCUCCUGACCUUUCCGGCGAAAAUCAAGGCACCCUCAACGUCAGUGUGUUAGUCAAACCUUCUAAGCCCUUUUGCAGCAUCCAAGGAAUACCAGAAACUGGCCAUCCUGUAUCUCUUACUUGCCUCUCUGAGCUUGGAACACCUUCCCCGGUGUACUACUGGUAUAAACUUGAAGGAAGAGACAUCGUCCCAGUGAAAGAAACCUUCAACCCAGCCACCGGGAUUUUGUUUAUUGGAAAUCUGACCAAUUUUGUACAAGGUUAUUACCAGUGCACCGCUAUCAACAACCUUGGCAAUAGUUCCUGUGAAAUUGACCUAACUUCUUCACAUCCAGAAGUUGGAAUCAUUGUCGGGACCUUGGUGGGUAUCCUAGUAGGUGCUGCCAUUAUCUUCUCUGUGGUGUGUUUCGCAAGGAACAAGGCAAAAGCAAAGGGGAAGGAAAGGAAGAGAAAUUCUAAACCCACCACAGAACUCGUACCAAUGACAAAUAUAAACCAAGAUGCAGAGUGUGAGACAAUACCAGAUGAAGAUAUCAUCCACACAGAAGCAACUCUGCCAUAUUCCAUCCAUGAGGCUGAGCCUAUUACCACCCUGGAGCCAGAUCACCAGCCUGUCCCUAAGCCUGAACCUGCCGUGCAGCCUGCCCUAGAGCUGGUCUCAGGGCCUGAGCUUGCCCCGGCACCUGAGUUUGAGAUCAAGCUGGAGCCACAGCAGGAACCGGAGCCCUCGACUGUAUCUGAGCCCUUCUGUGAUGAGGGAAAGGGGGUGAUUAAGACAUAG
This is a messenger RNA of Mesoplodon densirostris (Blainville's beaked whale), 1269 nucleotides long. RefSeq names its product V-set and immunoglobulin domain containing 1 (gene VSIG1). Lineage: Eukaryota; Metazoa; Chordata; Mammalia; Artiodactyla; Ziphiidae. The record is from RefSeq and is a predicted model, not a curated record. Gene Ontology annotation, biological process: maintenance of gastrointestinal epithelium; epithelial cell morphogenesis. Gene Ontology annotation, cellular component: plasma membrane.